Messenger RNA from Diachasma alloeum, 1619 nucleotides. Its product is annotated as coiled-coil domain-containing protein 137. The record is from RefSeq and is a predicted model, not a curated record. NCBI's taxonomy places the organism in Eukaryota, Metazoa, Arthropoda, Insecta, Hymenoptera, Braconidae. The transcript is spliced from 3 exons. Bases 177 to 1091 code for a protein of 304 amino acids.
GAGAAUGAUGCAACCUUACCUUAGACAGCGAUCAGAUGUUCAACAUGUUGAGCGGGCGAAGGUUAGAACAGCAGUUUCACUUGCACACACAACACUUGGAGGACUACACGUGGUUUUUCGGAGUUUAAUAGGGGAUUACACGUCAAUUGGUUCGAUAGUUGCUGAAUUUGGGGGUGAUGGGGCGGAAAAUCCCGGGGAAAAAGCACAGGGGAGUGAAGGAUCCGGAGAAACAACGCGCACAGAGAUGGGCUGAAUUAAAAACAAAAGUAAACAAUCCCCCCAAAGACGACGAGCAAAUAAUCCCCAAGAGUCUGCAAAGAGUAAUUAAACUGAAGGAUGACGUUAAGAGUGGGCGAAUAGGAGUUGCAAAGAGGAAAAAACGAGGAAAAGUAAAAGACAAAUUAAUUAAAAUAGGCGGAGGCGGUCAAUCAACAAAACAUCCCAAAGGGAGGCCCGAAAAAGUUGUGCCCGUGUUCAAUCAGAUGCCCAACGAGAAGCCUCAUCAAUUUCUCAACAGAGUCCACAGAGAAACUCAGAAUUUCAUCAACGAAACUGUCUUCGAGAAGAAGUACAACGUUCAGGUCAAGAGGAAUGCGGAGACUGGGACGAUUGAGGGGUUGGAGAAGAGUCCCAAGGACGAGAUCGACGAGUUGAUGAAGUUGCAGAAGAAACACAAGAACAUUGGGAAGAAGAAGAGGACGACGACUGAACCGAAAUUGUCGAAGAGUCAGAAACGAAUGAGGAAAUUGGAGAUGAAGAAGGCCUCCAAGUUGCAGGAGAAUAUCGAUGAGUUUAAACAGUUUAGGGAGGAUAUCAAGUUCGGGGAUAUUGUUCAUGCUCCACCUGAUCUCAAGGUCAAACCUGCGAGGAUUGAGAAACUUAAAACGAAGUCUGGAAAGCCUGAUUUACUUCUGAACUCUCUCCUGAAUAAAUCUCCAGCUUCGAAGACGACGACUCCUAUGGACAGGACUGGAAAACGAAAAAAUCUCCCAUCAGCAGAAAGAAGAAUCCUGGAGAAGCAGCAGAGCGAAAUCGUCAAUGCCUAUAGACUAAUGAAAGCUAAAAAAUCAUUAAAUCACGAUUUAGACUAAAAGAAGAGCAUUUUUGCAGUGAAUCACUCAACUCAGCCCACCUCAUUCCCCUCAGCUCCAAUCUCCCAGCCAGCAAUCAGGUAAUCACAAAGAAACCCCAAACUUCUAAAAUCCAAAAUACAUUUCAUUUAUUCACAUUCAGUUAAACUACAAAAAUUCACACUACAAAGUCCGUAUAACACCACAGUACCAUGACGAGACUUUCGAGAAGCUGAAGGAUCCCCAAAAAAAUCGAAAUUGCCCUCUGACUCUCGUCUUAUCAUUAAAUUAUUGAAUUAUUACUAAAAUUCAGUUGAAAUGUUGAAGCUCAGGCAAUCAUAAAAAAAUCAAAUGACAAAAUUCAAACAAAUAAUUCUUCUAAUUUAUUUACAAUCAAAUUAGCUACAUGAAUCACCCCACAACCACAAUAAAAUAGAACGGUAUCAUUCUGAGACUUCCCCCACCCCAAGAAUCCUUAAAAAAAUCCAAAUUAUCCAGUGGUCCAGACAAAAGGCUCCAGUCGAUCCUUGAUAGGCAGCAGAUUAUUCA